Molecule: messenger RNA, 3156 nt
Organism: Equus caballus (horse)
Lineage: Eukaryota; Metazoa; Chordata; Mammalia; Perissodactyla; Equidae
Gene: CALCOCO1
Product: calcium binding and coiled-coil domain 1
Biological process (GO): positive regulation of transcription by RNA polymerase II
Molecular function (GO): transcription coactivator activity
Source: RefSeq, a predicted model, not a curated record
UCCCCGGCAAAGGGACGCAGAGAAACCACAAAACCCAGAAGCCCUCGCCGCCAGUCUUCUCCCUCCCCUCCCGGAGUCGGAGUGCUGUUUUUGUUGUUGGUGAAAGGUGAGGGAACAGCUGAUCCGUCUGUGGGGAGAGCAUCUAUCUCAAGGGCAGGAUGGAAGAAUCAUCACUAAGCCGGGCCCCAUCCCGGGGUGGAGUCAACUUUCUGAAUGUAGCACGGACCUACAUCCCCAACACCAAGGUGGAAUGUCACUACACCCUUCCCCCAGGCACCAUGCCUAGUGCCAGUGACUGGAUUGGCAUCUUCAAGGUGGAGGCAGCAUGUGUUCGGGAUUACCACACAUUUGUGUGGUCUUCGGUGCCUGAAAGUGCAACCGAUGGUGCCCCUGUCCAUGCCAGUGUCCAGUUCCAAGCCAGCUACCUGCCCAAACCAGGAGCCCAGCUCUACCAGUUCCGCUACGUGAACCGCCAGGGCCGGGUGUGUGGGCAGAGCCCCCCUUUCCAGUUCCGAGAGCCAAGGCCCAUGGAUGAACUGGUGACCCUGGAGGAGACUGACGGGGGCUCUGACAUCCUGCUGGUUGUUCCCAAGGCAACUGUGCUGCAGAACCAGCUGGACGAGAGCCAGCAGGAGAGGAAUGACCUGAUGCAGCUGAAGCUGCAGCUGGAGGGGCAGGUGACAGAGCUGAGGAGCCGAGUACAGGAGCUCGAGACAGCUCUGGCCACCGCCAGGCAGGGGCACGCAGACUUGACGGAGCAGUACAAGGGGCUUUCCCGGUCCCACGGGGAGCUCACGGAAGAGAGGGACAUUCUGAGCCGGCAACAGGGAGACCAUGUGGCACGCAUCCUGGAGCUGGAGGAUGACAUCCAGACCAUCAGUGAGAAAGUGCUGACAAAGGAGGUGGAGCUGGAUAGGGUUAGAGACACAGUGAAGGCUCUGACUCGGGAACAAGAGAAGCUCCUUGGGCAACUGAAGGAGGUGCAAGCGGACAAGGAGCAAAGUGAGGCUGAGCUCCAAAUGGCACAACAGGAGAACCAUCGCUUGAAUUUGGAGCUGCAGGAGGCCAAGGGCCGGCAGGAGGAGCAGAGUGCUCAGGCCCAGCGACUGAAGGACAAGGUGGCCCAGAUGAAGGAAACCCUAGGCCAGGCCCAGCAGCGGGUGACUGAGCUGGAGCCCCUGAAGGAGCAGCUUCGAGGGGCCCAGGAGCUUGCAGCCUCUAGCCAGCAGAAAGCCGCCCUCCUUGGGGAGGAGUUGGCCAGCGCAGCGGGAGCCAGGGACCGCACCAUGGCCGAGCUACACCGCAGCCGCCUGGAAGUGGCUGGAGUCAACGGCAGGCUGGCUGAGCUCACCCUGCACUUGAAGGAGGAAAAAAGCCAGUGGAGCAAGGAGCGGGCAGGGCUCCUGCAGAGUGUGGAGGCAGAGAAGGACAAGAUCCUGAAGCUGAGUGCAGAGAUUCUUCGACUAGAAAAGGCAGUGCAGGAGGAGAGGACCCAGAAUCAAGUGUACAAGACUGAACUGGCCCGGGAAAAGGAUUCUAGUCUGGUGCAGUUGUCAGAGAGCAAGCGGGAGCUGACAGAGCUGCGGUCAGCCCUGCGCGUGCUCCAGAAGGAAAAGGAGCAGUUGCAGGAGGAGAAGCAGGAACUGCUGGAGUACAUGAGAAAGCUGGAGGCCCGCCUGGAGAAAGUGGCAGAUGAGAAGUGGAAUGAGGACGCUGCCACAGAGGACGAGGAGGGUGCUGCGGGACUGAGCUGCCCAGCGCCUCUGACAGACUCAGAGGAUGAGUCCCCAGAAGACAUGAGACUGCCACCCUAUGGCCUGUGUGAGCACGGAGACCCAGGCUCCUCUCCUGCUGGGCCACGAGAGGCUUCUCCCCUAGUUGUCAUCAGCCAGCCGGCUCCCAUUGCUCCCCACCUCUCAGGGCCAGCUGAGGACAGUAGCUCUGACUCGGAGGCUGAAGAUGAGAAGUCAGUCCUGAUGGCAGCUGUGCAGAGUGGGGGUGAGGAGGCCAACCUGCUGCUUCCUGAACUGGGCAGUGCCUUCUAUGACAUGGCCAGUGGGUUUGCAGUGGGUCCCUUGUCAGAGGCCAGCACUGGGGGCCCUGCCACCCCCCCGUGGAAGGAGUGCCCUAUUUGUAAGGAGCGCUUCCCAGCUGAGAGUGAUAAGGAUGCCCUGGAGGACCACAUGGAUGGACACUUCUUCUUCAGCACCCAGGACCCUUUCACCUUUGAGUGAUCUCACCCUCCCCAGUACAUGCACAAAAUACACACUUACACACACACACAUUCAUGCACAUACACUUAUGCCCAACACACUGGGGCUCCAUGAUAUUCUGUUCCCUAAGAACCACUCCCGUGUGCCGUUCUCAUCCCAAGCUUUCCAACUUCAUCCUCUCCUCCUGGCUCUUUUGUCCAGGCAGGGGUCCUUCUUGGAAGCAGUGGCUGAAUUUACCCCCUGAAAGCGGUUUGGGAGGAACCAGGAUGGAGGAGGCCUUCCCCAAGAGGAAGAGAAUCACCGUCUCCUAGCCCUGGUUGCUCUGUCACUCACACCAGCCCCACACCACCACCACCACCACCACCACACACACACACACACACACACUCACACACACACACUCACACUCACACUCACACUCACACACUCUCUGAUGCCCCAAAGCCAGUCCCUGGGGCCCACACCCUCUUAUCGGAGGUCUGUGUUUGUUUACCUGACUUUUCUCGGGCCUCCACUGAGGCUGCAGCAUGGACAUCACGACCUCUUCAGGUCUCUUUCGGUUCUGAGCUUCAUUGGUUCCUCUUUCUCUCCCCUACCGUGGCCUUCCGCACCCCAGCCCAGCCCCUUCCAUACCAUUAGGUAUUAAGUUUGGAGGUUUCUUUUGUAUGUUUGAGGUUUUCUGUACUCUAUCUCCUGCCCUUCCCUGCCACACCGCCGCCCCCCAUGUCCUCACAUGGAAAGAAAUAAUGCAUUUGUGCCUUCGGUGAGGGAUGGGGGGAACAAAUGGUCCCAGGUGUCCCCAUUUCCCAGCCCUUCCUCCCGCUCCAGGUUCCCCCACAGCAAUAAGAGCUUUCCCCAAUGUCCCUCCCCCGACCUGUAGUUUGGACAAAUAUAUUUAUAUGGUAUGUGUAACUAUUCUAAUAAAAUGUGUUCUUAUCAUGAA